Molecule: messenger RNA, 1188 nt
Organism: Ylistrum balloti
Lineage: Eukaryota; Metazoa; Mollusca; Bivalvia; Pectinida; Pectinidae
Exons: 2
Coding region: 1-1188 (395 amino acids)
Source: RefSeq, a predicted model, not a curated record
AUGUACUUUUUAGAGAUAAUAUCAGUUUCACAAACCGAUGGGUAUUUUACCCACAAGAAGCAGACUUUGUUCCUGUCCUUAGUAAUUCUGGCUAUAGUGGUGAUGGUGUCGUUCAUGAUGGGGUAUAAAAUGUCAACGUCAAAAUUUCUACCAUCUGUCGCAUCGCAGUACCAGGACAAUAUUGAAACUAGCACAACUUCGUUACCCGACCCGCCUAUAUCAACAAUAAUUCCUCCGGUGAAGGGCUACAUUGUUUAUGAUUGUGAUGACCAACAUCCAGGACCAUGUGGGGGUUGGUCAGACCGUAUGGCUGGUAUAUACAGUUCCUAUGUCAUAUCCGUUUUACUUCGUAGGCAUUUUCUUAUAAGGUGCACAAGAUCUUUUAAUCUGUCCGAUUAUCUUGUUCCGAAUUUAUUUGACUGGAAAUAUAAUUCGUCUAUUCUAACAGGCAGAUCUUGGGACUAUCAGGAUUUCUUUAGCAAAACUCCAAAUGCUCUAAAGAAAGAUGAUUUAAGUAAUCUCAGAAGACUUUUCCCUCAUGAUGUCGAUUUUGUUCGUAUGAACUUGGACUACACUGAACGCUUUAGAUAUUUCCACGUUCUACCUAAUCUUAUUCCGUGGGUUUUAGAAUUACACUUUGCAGAUAUUUUCCUGAAUUUUUUCAACACUUUUUUUCAACCAACUCAAAGUAUUUCUCAAACAGUAAGCAAAUUCGUACAGAAUGAAAAACUACUGGCAUGCGCUCACAUAACUGUUGAUGUGAAGAAAAAGAUAAUCGGAAACGAAAGAUACGACAACAAGGAGCAACUGGACCUCAUCUGGAAUUUACUGAAGGUAAUGAUGGCAAGCAAUUACAGCAUCUUUGUAUCAACAAACUCUAAAGCCGUGAGAAAUACGGCAAAUACACUGUUCACAAACCUCCUCGAAGUGGAAGGACCAAUCCUGGAUAUAGAUAAGCCUGUAGGUGGAAGUGGGUUGGUCGAUGGUUCAAGAAAAGUAGUUACAGAGUUUUUAAUUCUCGCAAAAUGUGAUGUUUUAGUUUUAACGAAGAGUGGUUUCGGGAUAAUGGCGGCCUACCUUAAUAACAAGACUUCUGAUAUUUACUGUUUAACGACAAAUGACCUUGUGCCAUGCUCUCGAUAUACCAUAUAUAGUUUCUACCCCGAUGAAAUAUUUUCCCCCGUUUAG